GUGUAAAGGAGAGUCAGUCUUGGAUAAGCAAGGUAAACAGUGUGAGUGUGAGUAUACGUCUGUGUGCGGCAGGCGUUGCUUUGUGAAAGUGUGAGUUUGUGAACACAUAGUGUAUAUGUACAGUGUGAAGAACUGUUUAUGCCUGCAUAUGACAACAUGUGUCUCUUGGGGGCAGAACUUGUGAUCUUUACUACUUUUUGUGGUAAACUUCUGCUUGAAUCAAACUGCUGUCUGUGUAGGCGCUUCACUGUGUCAGUGUUUGUCCCGGUGAAAGGCGACGUUAGAAAGAGCUGAGGAUACAGUGAACAGCAAUACAGUAGUUGUACUGUAAGGCAAUGUUAUAGGAUAAUUACCUGCCACUUCCAGUGUCUUUUGUGAAGCUUCUCUCGGAGUCUGUCAGGUCCAGUCAAUAAGGGGUCGGCAGGUGGCAGCUGUCAGGCCAUGUCAGCGUUCUGCUGAACUACUGCACAAUGGGUCAGUCUGCAAAGUCUCCCACAGCAGCAUAUCUUUCAUCUGUCUGUUAGCUUCAUCAGUAGUUAUGGGAUCUAUGAGUUGUAAUUCAGUGUUCAAAGUGUAACACUUUCCUUUCUGUUCUGUCUGUAUUGCAGCUAUUGUUGUGUGAAAGUCAGCAGUAAGUCCUGUAACAGCCAUUAAAAUCAACCACUGUGCUCAAGUGUUUUACAUACAGUAGGUUUGUGUGCGUGUUAAUUAACUUUGUAAAGUAAAGUGAUUUACAAGCACUGCAUACUGCUCGCACCCAAAUAUGUCUGUGUGCACUUUUAAGGUCUUUGUUAGAAUUUGCAGCAUUGCACUCAAAUGUUUUGCACUUUGGCAACACAACAGUUUACUUCCCACCUUCAAUCUGUAGUUAAGUAGAGCAGGCUAUAGAUGCGAAUGUAGUUAAAGGUGAGUGCUAGACACUGAUUAGACAGAUUAGAAAGGAAUUGAUCGUGUUUUGUUCAGUUUGCUCUGAAACCAGGCCACGUAGAAACUGUAGCUCCAGGCUGUUUAUAGUACAACCCAGUAAGCGCUGUGCAGAUCUUGGCUUGUUGUUGCUGGUAAUAAUAGUGUUUGCUUUCAGUUUUUAUAAUUUCAAAUGUAUUCAUUGCUUAAAAUUAUUGGUUAUUUUACAAUAAUGAACAGGACAUUACAGUAUACUGUAUAGCACUGCCUAACAGUACAUUAACAUCAACAUCCCACUAGCAUGAGAUGCCAUCAUUCUAGGUCAAGCAGUAUGAAUAGUUGACUGUAGAAUAGGAUGCCUGAGGCCUAACGUACAAUUGAGUCCUAAUAAUCAUCUGACUGAAUAAAUACACUGCGCACAAACCCCUGUCUCAGCCUGGAGGUGGCUGGCUGCCCUCUUUUGUCCACUCUCUGUAUCCUGCAGGCCUAGUUGUAGCCAAGGCUCAUGUUUAGGAGAGAAUAAUGUAACUUAAUAGUAUUUGGCUAUAGUUUGACACUCAGAAUAAGUUUUAAUUAAUGAUUCUAGACCGCACUCCAUAGCCCAUUGGUCUAUUUAGUUGUGUUUAAUGUCUGGCUCGGUACCCAUGUGCUUGUGUCCUUGUGUCAGUUUGUACAAAAGCACGUGACUGGACCUGACUCAGCUUUUUCUUUCUGCUCUUUUAUUUUGAUGACAGCAUGCAUUCCUCUGUUUCUACCCGACCACCCGCGUAUGAUCACAAACACUCAAAACACAUGCAAACAGUCAUGCAUGCAAACAGUGUUGGAGCUCUACUAACAUAUUUCAUUAUAUAUUAUAUUAUUUUCUUUUAUUUUUAAGUUAGUGUGGAACUUAGAGACACAUACUGUAGAGAAAGGAGAAAACAGUGGAGAUGUGUGAAAUCUGCCAUCGCUCUUGAACGUAGCCCUCUGAAACCACUUCUCAGGAAGGAAACCAAUAGCAAAGCUUGGCGUGGGCAUGUACAUACUGUUCCUCAGACAUUACCAUUGCUGAAUGGAGUCUUACAUCCUUUGCUUUCCCAUGUCUCAAUAAACAAACAGUGCUGCAUUGUUUGUUUCAUAUUGUGGUCAGUUUUGGUCUGCACAAACUUACUCUAGAUAAAAUCGAGGUCUGGUUUCUGUAAAGAUUGUUAAAGUCAUUGUAUCAUUGUGUCUGGCUGUGAUUUGGUGCUGAGAAAGCAUCUCUGUGCUUAAAAUAAAGGUCUGACUUCUGACAUUUAGUACUGAUGUCAUGAUUUUCACAAUCUGAACACUGCUUAUUCAGCAAGAGCCUGCUGAAAGCUGGAGAAACAGCUAGAUCAAACCCACCUGUGUGUUAUAUAAAUGCAUGCUUCAAUGUAAGGGCUAAAACUCAAGUAGAUCUGACUUUUGUGCAUUUGUGUGUCGCUUAUUAUGCCCAAUGCCAUAAUGGGUUGGGAGGUAAUUCAGCACUAAUCUGCACUGAUGGAAGAGACAAUGCCGAACAAAGCCGUACUGUCAGUGGAGCCGGGCAAGUGGGUGGAACUGGUUGAGCAUACAGUACAGCAGAAUGUAUUUGGGGGGUGCACUUACAACAAGCCUGUGCUUUGCAUGUUUGUGAGCGUGUUGAUGAAUGAGAAAGCGGCUGUGGCUUUCCCUGCUUUGUUCCAGCCUAUAGCCAAGCCUCAGACCUAGAUCACACCAUUCUGGAUGGCCAAACUGCGGUUCAUCAAGACGAAUGUUACAUAUUAUAUAGAGCUACUGAACAGCAUUAUUCUGGAGGCACCAUGCUGCUGCGUUCAGAGAGAGCCACCAGGAGCCGGUCCUCUGAGGCAAACCUGAAGAAGUUUAUGGAGUAUGUGCAGCAGAGGAACAUUGAAAAAGUCUCAAGAUUCUUAGAAAAAGGCCUGGACCCUAACUUUCACGAUCCAGACACUGGAGAAUGUCCUUUAACGCUGGCAGCACAGCUGGAGGGUUGCGCAGAGCUCAUCAAGGUACUAAAGAGUGGAGGGGCACAUCUGGACUUCAGAACAAAAGAUGGCAUUACUGCCCUACACAAGGCCGUGCGCAGCAAGAACCAUACAGCACUUAUAACGCUGUUGGACUUGGGUGCAUCACCUGACUAUAAAGACAGCAGAGGUUUGACUCCUCUCUAUCACAGCUCAAUGGUAGGAGGAGACCCGUACUGCUGUGAGCUGCUGCUGCAUGAUCAUGCACAGGUCGGCUGUGUGGAUGAGAAUGGCUGGCAGGAGAUACAUCAGGCGUGCCGCUAUGGCCAUGUGCAGCACCUGGAACACUUGCUGUUCUAUGGAGCUGACAUGAGUGCUCAGAAUGCGUCUGGAAACACCGCCCUGCAUGUGUGUGCGCUCUACAACCAGGACAGCUGUGCACGGGUUCUCCUGUUCCGGGGUGCCAAUAAAGAGAUAAAGAACUACAACAGCCAGACUGCCUUUCAGGUGGCUAUUAUAGCAGGGAAUUUUGAUCUGGCUGAAAUCAUAAAGGUCCACAAAACAUCAGACGUUGUGCCUUUUAGGGAGACCCCCUCCUACACCAAUCGUCGACGUGUGAUGCCUGGCCCCCUGCCCUCACCGCGCUCUUUGCUCCGCUCUGCUAGUGACAACAACCUGAACGGCGACCAUGAUCACAUUCAUGGUCAGACCCCUCAAGAGAUGCGUGGCCGUCAGGGUCACUCCCCUGUCCCCUCGCUGCGCAGUCUGCCAGCCUUUGGGCAGCAGCAGACUAGCCUUGGAGAGACUCGUCAUGGUGAGAUCCCUGACAGCAGCCUCCAGAGUACUGGCAGCUCUAGGUCCUCGCAUUCCCGCUCGCCAUCGCUACAUCACUUGCAUGACGAGGACAAGCCAGUUCCCCGAAGGUCCCACAGCCACGGCUACCCUCAUGGAUACGGCCCUCGUGGAAGACUCAGCCCAGGCUCAGUGCAGCGAGAUCCAAGCCCCCCUCAUCACAUCCCCUCAGUGCUGCCAGGCCCUCGUGGGCCCAAACGGAAACUCUACAGCGCUGUCCCAGGACGCACCUUUAUAGUGGUCAAGCCCUACACACCCCAGGGGGAAGGAGAAAUCCAGCUUAACCGUGGAGAGAGGGUCAAAGACUAUGACUGUAAUGACGUAGAAGCUAUACCAGAGGAUCAUCUUUAUGAUGAGAUCAGACUGGUAAAGGAUGACUCUCUGGACUCACAUGUGCUGAGUAUAGGAGAAGGAGGUUUCUGGGAAGGCACAGUGAAAGGAAGGACGGGCUGGUUUCCAGCAGACUGUGUGGAAGAAGUUCAGAUGAGGCAGUUCGAUCCACGGCUUGAGACUCGGGAAGACCGCACAAAGAGACUGUUCAGACACUACACUGUGGGAUCCUACGACAACUUCACCUCGUACAGUGACUAUAUCAUAGAGGAGAAAAAUGCUGUUUUACAGAAGAAGGAAAAUGAAGGGUUUGGCUUUGUCCUCCGCGGAGCCAAAGCUGAGACUCCAAUUGAGGAGUUCACCCCAACGCCUGCGUUUCCUGCUCUGCAGUACCUGGAGUCUGUGGAUGUGGAGGGAGUGGCCUGGUGGGCGGGUCUUAGGACAGGAGACUUCCUCAUCGAGGUCAACGGGGUGAAUGUAGUGAAAGUGGGCCAUAAGCAGGUGGUGUCCUUGAUCCGGCAAGGUGGCAACAGGCUGCUGAUGAAGGUGGUGUCAGUCACACGCAAACCUGAGUCAGAGGAAGUCGUUCGCAAGAAAGCUCCCCCGCCACCCAAGAGAGCUCCCAGUACCACCCUGACACUGCGCUCUAAGUCCAUGACCGCUGAACUAGAAGAACUGGCUUCCGCUCGAAGGAGAAGAGGAGAGAGACUAGAUGAGAUGUUGGCAUCCCAGGAGUCCAUGCUGCGUUCACAGCCCUCAGAGGCCGAGUACAGAACAGCCACUGUCAAACAACGACCUACCAGCAGGAGAAUAACACCAGCAGAGAUCAGUUCACUGUUUGAGCGACAAGGGAUGACUCUACAUGGUGGUCUUCACCCAGGUAUAGAGCAAGGCCACAUACCACUACCAAGGGGGAUGUCCAGGACCAAGUCUUUUGGUGCCACUGAAGAGGAUCGGCUUUCUGCUCUAGCAGCUGAGCAUCGAUUUCCCCGCAGUUCCUCUAUGACAGACACCCUGCGAGACCACUCGCAGCCUCAUCCCAUUCCCCCACCUCCACAAACGGCACCACCUCCUCCCCCUUACUACCUAGACACUGGUCCUCCCCCGGCCUUCUGCCCUCCUCCUCCCCCAUCCAGGACCCAAAGUCAGGGCCAUGAGCCUGGAGGACGCUCAAGCUUCAAGCCCUCCUCCUUGGACCUGCCUUACGAGGCUGCCCAGCGGCAGGCUACACACAUCGAAAGACAAAAGAAAGCUCGCUCCAUGAUCAUCCUCCAGGACUCGUCACAUCUCCCUGUAGAACCUACAGAAAUUCCUCGUCCUUCUGCUGCUACUCCACCUGAGCGAAUCAAGAGGAAGGGUCGGAUCAUUGACAACCCUUAUGCUAACGUAGGUCAGUUUAGCAUUGGACUGUACACACCCACUAAGCCCCAGAGGAAGAAAAGCCCCCUGGUGAAACAACUUCAGGUGGAAGAUGCACAAGAAAAAGCUAGCUUGGCCUUAGCUGCUGCCCAUUCUCGAGACAGCUCACCCUCAGGGCGUCACCCACAUACCCAUGGGCACACACACACCAGUCGUGUGGACUACUAUCAACAGCAGCUAAUGGCUGAGCGAGAGCGGGUGCGUGCCCAAGGAGAAAUUCUCUUUCAAUCUAAAGGCCCAUUUGCUGCUGCAAUUGCUGGAGCAGUCAAAGAUCGCAAGCGUCGCCUAGAGGAACGGAGGAAAUCUACUGUCUUCCUUUCUGUUGGGACCAUGGAGGGGGCUUCUGCCACUAGCCCAGAUGCCCCCUCUCUGACUCAGUCUCACUCUAUCGAUGAACGGAUGCUAAGCCGAGAACUGGGACACCUGCCUCCCCCUGCCUUGGCCCUAAGCCCCUCACCUAGUGGGACCACCUUUAUCCAUCCACUUACUGGAAAGCCCCUGGACCCCAGCUCACCACUAGCUCUUGCGCUGGCCGCAAGGGAGAGGGCUCUGACCUCUCAGAGCCAGUCCCCAACUGGUAGCCCAGAACCUAGGACUAAACAGGAACGGGCAGACCAGAGCAUAAUAUUCAUUGACACUCAGACCAAAGAGUCGCUACGUGGCGAAGUGGCAGCCACAUCUCCUCCUUUCUCACCUAAAAGCGCUAAGGCAGCGGGGUAUGCAGUUGGAGCCUCCCCAGCAUCAAUUUUAGCUACUCAGCCCACCAAGCCCCAGUGGGCAACCCCAUCCUCACCUGUAUCAUUUCGGCAGGAGAUGGAGGCCAGAGUAGAGGAGAGGAAAGAGGAAAAGAGGCUAGAGGAUAAAAAAAGUAUGUUAAUCAGUAUUAUGGAUACGUCACAGCAGAAGACAGCGGGCCUAAUUAUGGUCCAUGCUACCAGUAAUGGCCAGGCUGUUGGAGUGGGUUCAGAGCUAGAACAAAUGCCUGCCCAAACCUCAAUGGAACCCAGCAAAUCUCCAAGUCCAAGGGUUAAAUCCCCAAGUCCUACUGUCCCCCAGACCCAGCUUCAAGCCCAACUGCAAACCCAGCGUCCUGCCAGUCCAGCCCAAGAGAAGAGUCUGGCUCAGGGAAGCUCUGAAGAGGAUGUAGAUCCAUACACGGUGACCCUGCCCCCUGCAAUGCUCACCUCUAGUGAUGAGGAAACCAGAGAGGAGCUACGUAAGAUUGGUGUUGUUCCACCACCAGAUGAGUUUGCUAAUGGGCUGCUGGCAGAGGUGCAACGAGUACCAGUGUCUCCAACUAAACCUGCCACUGCUCCAACAACCCCUACAACACCAACAACGCAAACACCCUCAGCUCCAACAACCACAGUUGUGACUCCUGUCCAGCCUCAGCCUCCCAAGCCCCCACCUCCACCCAGUGCAGCAGCUGUCUCAGGGAAACCCUCUGAUCCUUUGGAGCGCCCACCGGUGGGUGAGUCUGGCUCUGCAGCUGACUCAGGCGUAGAGGAGGCUGAUACUCGCAGCUCCAGUGAGAGAGAGCGAGACCACCAUCUCGAGACCACCAGCACAGUAUCUACAGUUUCCAGCAUGUCCACGUUGUCCUCAGAAAGCGGCGAGCCUGCCGACACACACACCACGCACACCUCCUAUGCUGACGGACAAACUUUUGUGCUCGACAAGCCGCCAGUGCCUCCUAAGCCCAGACUCAAGUCCCAGAUAGGAGGAAGUAAGGGGCCCGUCACCUUCAGGGACCCUCUGCUGAAGCAGAGCUCUGACAGCGAGUUACUAUCACAGCAACAAGCUGCUGCCCUGGCUGCUGCUGCAGCCGGUGGAGCUGGGCUCCCCUCAGGUGGUUCAGCCUCUGUGACUGGACUAGCCCCCACCAAACCACGCUACCUCUUCCAGCGGAGGUCCAAGCUGUGGGGGGACCCAGUGGAACCCCGUGGACCAGGGGUUGGGCUAGGUAUUGGGAGUUUGGGCAAUCUUGGUGGGCUGGGAUUAGGCCUGGGUGCAGAUGAAGGAUCCAAACCCUCUGUUAUGGGGGAGCUCAGUUCACGACUACAGCAGCUAAAUAAAGACACUAGAUCGUUGGGAGAGGAACCACUUGGAACGUCACUUGACCCAGGGAGGAAGUCACCUGUGGCAGGUGCCAGACUUUUCAGCAGCCUAGGCGAGCUCCAUACCAUUUCCCAGAGAAGUUAUGGCACUACAUUCACCAUCCGCCCCGGCAGCCGCUACCCGGUCACCCGACGCGCCCCCAGCCCAGGCUCGGGUUCACCUGACCGGGGAGACCCUCUUGGUCGGUUUUCAGGCUUCGGCAUCCCGACCUCACCAACCACACCUCCGCAAACCAUCCUCAAAUCUUCUAGCCUCAGCCUGCCCCAGGAGCCCAAAGAGGUCCGCUUUGUGAUGAGGAGCUCCAGCGCCCGCUCCCGCUCCCGCUCCCCUUCCCCGUCACCCUCCCACUCCCCUAGGCUGGGGUCGCCCCUUCUAGCCCUCCGGCCUUUCCACCAAAAACCCCUGCACCUCUGGAACAAGUACGACGUGGGAGACUGGCUCGAGAGCAUAAAUCUGGGGGAGCACAGAGCUGGAUUUCAGGAACACGAGAUUGAAGGCUCUCACCUUCCAGCACUAACCAAGGAGGACUUUGCAGAGUUGGGAGUGACGCGAGUGGGACACCGCAUGAACAUUGAGCGAGCACUAAAACAGCUGCUAGAGAGCUGACCCCUGCCCUGAGACACAGCAACAGUGGAGAGGAAGACAAAGAGAAAAGCGAAAAACACAGUUGAUGAAAAUAAAGAGGAAUAACGAGGGACAGCUCCUCUUUUACUCUGGCCGCAUCAUGUUCUGCACCACACGUUUACUUAGUCCGCACCUUCCUUUGUCCGUGAACAUCCUGCACUGAAGAGGACGACUCACUACAUCUGUCUGUUCUUCGCCUGCAGCCACUUAGAUCCGACCUCAACGUGUGUUCUGGUUUUUCUUUGCUGCGGGGAAGUACACGAGCUCCGAUUAAAAGAUUUCAUUUGUGAAUUUGUUGUUUCCAUUAGCAACACCCACACUUCCCUGCCCCCUCCUCCCUCCUUUCUACCUCUGUCCUUCCAUCUAUUCGGCCUCUCGAAGCCUUUUGCAGUUUGAGUAAAGGAGGAGAAGCAAGAACUUUCGUUCCAAACAGAAAGCUCAGUUGCCUUUCAAAAUAUUUAUACGGUGAUCAUCAAUCAAUAAUGGUGAACACAGGACUUCGGACAUAUAUACCUGCUGUUGUUUUUAAACUGAAGACUUUUGAGCCAAGAGGUGGAGCUCCACACAGUAAACCAUGGGAGAAAAGCCCUCUGCCUUGGUACCCAGACUGUGCUAUCUAUUAUAUUUGGAGAAUGUUUAACCAACACUCGUGGCUUUUUUCACAAUCAUUUUUUUUGGUUUUCCAAAGGGAAUAUUAUAUAUAGGUAUUAUAUAAUAUGAUAUAUAUGUAUCUUAAUAUAGCUUUCAGAAGAAAAGAAAAUGUUGCUAAGAGGAAAUGUAAUAAAUUAAUCUGCGCCUGUUUUUGGUUUUUAGUAUAGACGGCAAAGAGAAUCUUUAAAUUUAUUCCGCCAAUAGUUUACUCAUUUCUACCAAUUAUAUACAUAUAUAUAAAUAUAUAUAUAUUUGACAGAAAAAAGUAUAUAGAUAUGACAAUUGAUUUUUUGUCAUAGGUAUACAACUUUCCUUAUCGCCCUUACUUGAACCGUAGCAUGACGAGUUGCAUCAUGUCUUGAGCAGAGCAUUUGUUGUUUGUGUUUAUUUUCUUACGGUCUUCCUUCAUACUAAAGGGCAUCCCAUAAUGUGAGGCUGAGACCUCAGUUGAAACCCAUCCCUACUGCUUCAGCUACGGAUCCUCUGUCUGUGGCUUAUCCUCCUAACGAGACAGCUAGUUAGUUAAAGGGGCUCUUCAUCUGAUGCCUGUUAAUCACUCAGGGAUGGAAGUUUGGGGCAGUAGCAUGGAGAAGCUCUUUAGUACCUUUUAAAUUCAUAACUGUGAGGACUUUUGAACACACAGUCUGAAAAAUGUUUGAAGGCUAGAAAAAUUUCCAUCCCUGUGAUCCCUAAGUACGCUUCUCAGUCUGGUCUGCCCGAACUCUGGUAAAGCAACCAAGGUCAGGACAAAGAAACACCGGGAUGUUUCUCAUCACUAGCAUAAAAGAAAUGAUCACGGAGAUUCUAGACAGCAGACAUUUUUCACUUCCCCCACUUUUAAGUUCAAUUUGUAUGAAUCUGGCCUCAUUGAACUUAAACUGUUCUAAAAACGUGUCUGUUUUCUCCUCAAUCUAUUCGAUCUGGAGUGAAACCUUCUCAAUCCUGUCGUGCAAGGGCUCCAUACAAUACGCCACUGCAGGAAACGUGUCUAUGGCUCAUCAGGCUGUGGGGAUGGGGAAGCUGCUGUAAGGUCUUACAGAAAAUGCGGUAUUUUACAACCUGGCAGUGUUUUACAAAGCGCGGCUUCUCUAUUAUUUACAUAGUGAAUAAAAUACUACCAUAAGCGAUGGCAGCCAGACGUCGACAAACAAAAGCCAGGUUGUAAAAGGAACUGAAUUUUCCUUUAACAAUACAAAAUCUACAAUUGUACUCAUGAGUAGCUUCUGCUGGCAGUGAGAACCAGUGAGUUUUAUUCACACAACAGAAACCUGUUCUGUCCUGAGCUUUUCCCGUGUAGAAGGCUUGUGAUCUCUUACCACUACGAACCUCCACACAUCAGCAGCAUCCGGUCAGUGCGGAGCGGCAGGUUUACUGGGUGAGGAUUUGCGUGUGUUUUUAAUUUCUUCAUUUCUUUUUGGUUAACACUUUGAAAAGGCAGGAGAUGAAUAAAAUAUAUAAGUGUGGGUUGUAGGAAUAGCACUCACUGCCUCACUGUGACCUCACUGAUUCUUCUACUUCUGACUCCAGUGUUGUCUCCUCAGACUCAUUCGGACUCUUUGUGUUCAUGAUUGAUUUCCUCGUUAUUAUUUCCCUUUUGUUGCCCUCAGACUCUGCGGGUAGACUUUGUAGCGUGUGGAACAUGACACCUAAAUUGUUAAUUCAUUUGACUUUUAGAAUGACACAAAAAAACAGAAGAGACAAAUAUCCUGUCCAUUCUAAAUGUACUUAAACUUGUAAAAAUGAACAGACUACAAAUAUGUGCUUUUUUUAUCACGAGCAAUGUAUAUAUAAUAGAUUUCAUAUAAAUUUUUGAAAAACAAAACUAUAUAGAUCUAUAUAUGAAUGUUUGGCAUAUAUGCAUAGUUAACCACCUGUGGAAAAGGUGAACAGAUUUUAUUCUUUCUAUGAACUCUUGAACUUUUGAACUCUGAACUAUGAACUAGGGGAUGAUUUGCACAAAACAAGGUGACAAGGUGCUAACAUUUAAGCCACCCAUAGUCCAAGCGCAUGUGUGCAUCCGGAUUCUCUGAAUCUCUCUGUGUGGUUGUUCCUCUUCACCGUGCGUCUGUGUGUGUGUGUGUGUGCGUGUGUGUGUGUGUGUGUGUGUGUGUGUGUGUGUGUGUGUGUGUGUGUGUGUUUAAACGCUUGAAUGCUCAUGCGACAGGGUGCGUAGUUAAUUGAGUCCACAAUAGCCUUACUGUAACACCAUCAGAGAUUCCCGGCAGUGGCUGUGUCACACAAACACACACACACACACGCAUACACAAAUAGGACUGCACAUAUACGUACAUCUUUAAAUCAAUUUACGGCCAUUGCUUUCUUUUUUGUACUGAGUGAAAUUUUUAAAAAGUGGACUGCCCUGCCCAGGAGGGAGAGACAGACAGAGAGAGAGAGAAAGAUUCUCAUGGGCGAGUGAACAAACCAUUGUCACAUUUUCUAUUGCAAGACAACUACAACUCACCUUGCAACUGUGUAGGUACAGCUUAUGCAGUAUCACUGUUUUGUAUGCCUACUCCCAGAUGGCAUUUGUGCUCCCUACCCUACACACUGUUUGGCAGCACUCCUUUUUCCUUUUUCAGACCUUCAGUUUCUGAGUUUUGGAUGUUAUACGAAGUGAACCAGUGAGCAACAAACACAAAAGAAAAAUGUGCCAAAAAUAACUGAACUUUAAACUGUAUAUUUGUCUUUGCUUUAGGACUAUCUUAUCUUAGUUGCAGCGUUCUUGAGCUGUUAGACUCAAUAACAUGGUGCCAUCUCCUGGAAAUCUUGAGAACUACAGACAUCUGUUAGAUCCUUCUGUAAUAAAACCGGAAUGAAAAUGACUGAAACGCAAGGGUUUCUUUUUGUGGAAGAUACUUCCACAGAAAACAACAUCUUGAUCUAGAUCCUACGGUGAUGAAGGAUAUUACCCAGUCGGCUUAGUGGUCCCACAUAAGUACAAAUAACAGCUGAAACACAAAGUGUACAGUCUGGAGUCACAGACUUGUCUAGUUAGGACAAAUAAUGCUGUAGUGAACGACUGGUUGGAUUGUGUACGUUUACCACAAAUACAGAUGCAAAAUGAGCAAUGAGUAACGGACCUACACAUCAUGAGGUCAAAUACGUUCAUUAUGGGGUUAUCUCUGUCCUAUUUUCUAAACAACAAAGCACAAUCUACAUAGUUUAGAGGAAGUGGUGUAACCUUUUUAAAAACCCACUGGAACCAGUGAUCUUAUCAAAGGUUUUUUUUCUUUCAUUGUUGGUUUUCUCCUUGUUUGCACUGUGAAGUUUAGACGGUGGAGGUAUCACUGCAAUGCCUCAGCCUUGUCUCACAGGUGAACUUCCCCUUCUUGGCACCUGAUGACUAGAAAAUUCAUCUGUUAUUCUCCUGGAAGCUUAUAGCAUUAGAACCCUCCCCCAAGGUUGAAAUACAUAAGUUACCCAGAAGCUACCUAGUAUUUCUCAUGCAGCAGAGGAAGGGGGAUAGUAAGGUUUGAGUCAAGAUCUGAGAUGUUGCCCAGGAUGUCUCCACCACAGAGAUAUAUGUUUGUUAUAAUAUGUAAUAAAUUUAUAAUUAAAACAUGA
Betta splendens (Siamese fighting fish) is the source of this 12425-nucleotide messenger RNA. RefSeq names its product SH3 and multiple ankyrin repeat domains 3a (gene shank3a). Lineage: Eukaryota; Metazoa; Chordata; Actinopteri; Anabantiformes; Osphronemidae. Gene Ontology annotation, molecular function: synaptic receptor adaptor activity; ionotropic glutamate receptor binding. Gene Ontology annotation, cellular component: postsynaptic density; dendritic spine; postsynaptic membrane. Bases 2706 to 8192 code for a protein of 1828 amino acids. The record is from RefSeq and is a predicted model, not a curated record. The transcript is spliced from 25 exons.